Molecule: messenger RNA, 3334 nt
Organism: Nymphalis io (European peacock)
Lineage: Eukaryota; Metazoa; Arthropoda; Insecta; Lepidoptera; Nymphalidae
Gene: Ets97D
Product: DNA-binding protein Ets97D
Exons: 11
Coding region: 204-1574 (456 amino acids)
Biological process (GO): cell differentiation; regulation of transcription by RNA polymerase II
Cellular component (GO): nucleus
Molecular function (GO): DNA-binding transcription factor activity, RNA polymerase II-specific; sequence-specific DNA binding
Source: RefSeq, a predicted model, not a curated record
UUGGCGCACGCGGAAGUGGUUCUAAUCAAUUUCCUUUUCCUAAAAAUUUUCAAAUAAUAUUUAUCAAAACUUUAUAAACAAGUAAUCCAGCUACAUAAUAGAUUUUUUUUAUUUCGACAUCAUAAUUAAUAACGACUGUCACGUAAUUAGUAUAUGCAUUAACAGUGAAUCGGUAGGCGAAGUAAAUAUUUUUGUUGUGUAAAAUGGAAGUUACGGAUAUAAAUGAAUUAUUAAAUGUUCGAGCUAUAAAGAUGGAAAAUAGUGAAAAUGGUUUUGCUGAGGAUGCAGAAUGUGUUGAAACGUCUGAUCCUCUAUCAGUCAUACCGCAGUACGUCACGGAAUCCGAUCUAGGCCUCAUGCAGACGGGAACGGAAAUACUCGAAGGUCCAUUGACAGUUUUCACCGAUACAAAUGAUGAUGAAGACACUAUGCAGAGCACGGAUUCGAGUGAGGAGUUGAUAGAAGUAGUUCAGCUCAUGGACAUACGGACGAGGCUGUCCCGCUUGAAAUCGAUGCUAGAGAGACGUCUGAACACCGAUCUGUCUGAAUACACAUUCUGGCUUCAAGAUGCUAAAAUGUUGGAAAACCAUAAAACUCUAGUCGAGCAAUGCAUACGUGGUUCCGGCGUCGUCCAAGUUAACGUACAGAUACGAUCCUUUCAAAAGAAAAUCAAUAUAAUGGAUGUCCUCAAGCCUGAUGAGGAGCUCUUGCAGCUUCCCCAGGAAGAAGAGUAUAUGGAAGAAUUGGUCCCCCAAACUCCGGAGCCCCAGCCGGAAGUGGAACAGCCGCACGCGGCCGCUGUUAAAUGGGUGGUCGACGCUAACUUCCGCACCGACCACAGCCGGGCCAGAAUACCGGAUGAUCCGGCCGAAUGGUCGGUCCAACAUGUAAAGCUGUGGAUCCAGUGGGCGGUUCGUCAGUUCAAUCUCCGAGGUGUGCGCUUGUCUGAUUGGGCGAUCCCUGGCCCAGAACUUUGCAGUCUUUCGAACUUGCAUUUCAAAGAAAAAGUACCAUCAGACCCUGGGGACCUGUUCUGGACACACUUUGAGUUACUACGGAAAUGUAAAUUUAUAGCCGUUGUGCAGAACGAGGAACAGACAGCGGUUAAGGAUGUACUGGAGAUGCCGCAGUCUGCUAUCAAGAAAAAGCCGAAACAGUUAAUAAUUCGUCCGUCAGAUGAAGACAUAUGCCCGUACGUCACGUCCAGGAACGGGAACAAUGGUCAGAUACAACUGUGGCAGUUCCUCCUCGAGUUGCUGACCAGCGCUGAAUACUUCGACGUCAUAAGAUGGCACGGUACGGAAGGUGAAUUCAAGCUGCUGGAGCCAGAGCGGGUGGCUCGUCUGUGGGGGAAGCGGAAACACAAGCCGGCGAUGAACUACGAGAAGCUGUCGCGGGCGCUGCGGUACUACUACGACGGGGACAUGAUAGCGAAGGUCGCGGGGAAGAGAUUCGUCUACAAGUUUGUGUGCGACUUACGGCAACUGCUCGGCUACGGAGCGGGCGAGCUCGCGGAGCUGGUGAAGGAGGUGUACGACGCUAAGCUAACCGAAGACAAUGAUGCUAUGACGUAGACAUUAUAAUAUACAAACUAAGAAGCCAAGUAAAUCUUAAUCGAGGACUGCGGGUUGAAACCCGGCAAGAAUCCUUAUAAAACUUACCUGCGUCGAAUGAAAAUAUGCCACACGUAUCUUAGCCCAGCAGUGGGACAUAACCACGCUGCUACUUAAAAUUUAUAUAAACUAACUUACAUUUCUAUGUCGAAUUUCGUCACGUUCGAUUUUAUUUCGAGUUUAGACGUGAUGAACAAACAAACAGUUUUUUAUUCGCAUUUAAGAUAUUAUCAUUGAUAAUUUGAUAUAUUUAUAUAAUGAUAAUGAUUUUAAUUCCGAUAUUACGAAAUCAAAGCAAUUGUGAACAUUUUGUUUAAACUUUAACUUUCUAUAUUUACUAUCAAAUUUAAUUUAAGAAAGAAACUGUGUCUAAUGUGAGUUUUAUUUAUUUAAUCGAUAGUGCUGUCACGGUAAAUAUAUAUAUUUAUACUGUGGUAUUAUCGAUAAUUGUAUGGAAUGAAAACAGCGCCAUCUAGUGACAAUAAUUAGAAGGUAAAAAAUAUUCAAUAUAUAUUUUUUAAAUGACUGCUUGCUGUUGGCCUGAAAGGUUUUGAUAAUGGUGGGGGUUGAAUCUUAAAGAUACUCAGCUAGAUGCUGCGGGCUCACUUAAGGUUUAAGAGUAUGCGUGUCCCAAGGGCGUGUCCUGUGAGGUCGAACUUCCACGUAGGACACUGUUGACGUCGGGAGGAACUUUGAGUGUGCAAUGUACCUAAGUCCGCCUAAGCGCGGUUGUAUAUUAAAAUAGUAUAUUCUAUCGCAGUUGAAAGUCAACGCUAUCGAAUAAGUAAAAAAAAACUCGCUCUAGGCACACUAACCAUAGCUAAGAAACGUUAAAACAAUAUUGUUUUUGUUAACCGACUAUAAAUAAAAAAUAGUUCAUUAGUUACUGUCCUUAUAUAAUAAUAUAUAAUCUUAUAUUUACAUAUUCCAUGCGAUUUUACUGACAUGCGAUUUAUUUAUGAUACAACAUUAUUUGACGAGCCAUUUGGCGUGGUUGGUAGAUACUUGCCUUUCACGUCGAAGGUUGUGGGUUCGAUUUCCACCCAGGACAGCCAUUUGUGUGCAUGAACAUGUCUGUUUGUCCCGAGUCUGGGUGUAAUUAUCUAUAUAAGUAUGUAUUUACAAAAGAAAAGUAGUAUAUGUAGUAUAUCAGUUGUCUGGUUUCCAUAGAACAAGUUCUGCACAGGCUUAAUUUGGGAUCAGAUGGCCGUGUGUGAAUAAUAUCUCAUGAUAUUACUAUUAUUAUUAUAAAACUACUUAUAUUCAUUUUAAUUUUACUUCCAAACUUCAGAUAGUAACUACGCUGACAUUAAAAACGCCAUUUUUUCGCGAAUCCAUAUUGAACAGCACAGAUUAUAUAAGGUCAUGGUCGUUUAUUUAUCUUUAUUGCUCAUGUCAUUGGAAUUUUUAUUACACUGGCUCACUUGUCCUUCAAAUCGAAAUACAACAAUACAGUGUAUUGUGAGCUUAAGUGUAAGCCUAACUGUUAGUACAGUCAGCAACAAACGCAAUGAACUGCACGCAUUAUAUAUAUUUAGAUGUUAAAAUAUAUCUUUAUAUUAGAGGUAAGGUUGUAUAAAAAAUAUUACACGUUUAUUUCAAAAACCAUUUAAAAUUGUUUUUUUUUCAAUGUUUGUUCAAACAAUGAUUUGAACGUUAAAGGAUCGUUUUAUUUUUAUUAUAAGGAAUUAUGUACAAAUAAAGUUUAUUGAUGUUUUUUA